GCCGGGGAUUCGCAUCAUCCCACCGCCGGCCGCCAGAGAUCUACUCUUCCCCGUCCCUGGGCACUUUGGUAGGGGGCCCAUUCAGACUUUUGGGCAGGCCCUUGGCCUCCAGCGCCGCGGUCCGAUAAGGGGCAUACACAAGUUACCACCAGCACGCUCAGCAGCGCGGCCCUUUCCCCUCCUCCUUCUUCUUUUCUCUCUUUUUCUCGCUCUCCCUUCCGGCUCGGGCAUCAUGGCAGCUCUAGCAGGAACCCCGACACAGGCCGCCUCAGCAUCGGCUGGCUCCCCCCCUGCGCCGACGCCGACGCCGACGUCGACGCCAGGCACACCUGGCGCCGAGUCUGGCCCAGACCCGGCGCCGGCUGAUACUCCCCCGCCGAGCCGGCCCCCUGCCAAGCCCAAGGCCCCGGUCUCCCUGUACACGGAUCCCUGCGCAAUGGAGGCGAAGGCCUCUCUGCGAUGCGUGGAGCAGCAUGGCGGGCUCGGCAAGAAGGUCGACAUCAAGACAGUUUGCAGUGAGUUCAUCCAGGCGUACAACAAUUGCCGGAAGCAGGCUACCCUGGAGCGGAAGAAGAAGAAUGCCGAGCGGGGGUUCUUCUUCUAAUUUCCCUGUCGCCGAAAAAAACAAGAAAUAAACACACACAAA
Molecule: messenger RNA, 646 nt
Organism: Fonticula alba
Lineage: Eukaryota; Rotosphaerida; Fonticulaceae
Exons: 2
Coding region: 233-604 (123 amino acids)
Source: RefSeq, a predicted model, not a curated record